AUGAGCUUUUAACCAAAAUCAUCUCUCUUGUUUCAUCCCAACUUCCACUACAUCCUUGUAAUAUCUCACUUAACCCAAAAUAAGUUUUCCAAAGUUAACCAAAAACAUCCGUAUGUUAACAUUUCAUCCAUAUUUAAUGGAGUCUUUAAUCUGCACCAUAAUUUGUUGCAUUCUGUACUUUGAUUUGCAUUUAAAUUUUAGUUUAUGCACAUAGUUUUUAAUUUCUGCACGAUAUUUUUCCUGAUUUUGCACUGAACUUUCAGUUUUUGCACCAUAUAUUUUGCAUUCUCCUCAUAGUUUUGCAUUCUGCACACAACUUUUAAUUUCCGAAAACGUAUUUUAAUUUCUACACACUAAAUUUGAACUUUUUUUUAAAGUUUCUGCAGAACAAAAUCUGCAUAAUUUUCAGUUUCUGCACAUGAUUUUCUAUCCAAAUACAGAAAAAGACAUUGAAUUCAUCUCAAAGAUUCACAUUCUGUAAAAAAAAAAAAAAAAGUAGGAAAAAGAAAUAAGAAGUUUUGAUUGGUCAGUAAUAGAAAUUCUGAAGCAGAAUACGGAAAGAGAAAUAGAUAAUUAGAGAUUUAUUUUAUCAUUAAUUGAUUUCGCGAGAAAGAAAUCGGAAAAAAUCAAAGACAAAAAACAAUGCAACAUUCUUUCGUUAAUAAUGAAGAGCUCACUGAAGUCGAAGGCUCUCCCUUCGGGAAAAAGAAAAAAUCAUGAGAGAAUGAAAAAUCCGUUAACUAUGAAUGAAAAUGUUAAUAGAGGGAUGUUUUUGGUCAACUUUGAAAAACUUAAAGGAUGUUUUGAGUUAAAGUGAAAUAUUAUAAGGAUGCAGUAGAAGUUGGGGGCGAAAGAAGAGGGAUGAUUUUGGUUAAAAGCUCUAAACUGAGAAUACAAGUAGUUAAAGAGUAAAGGCAUUUCUACCCACCCAUGAAUCAAUUCUGUACUUGUAACAAAAAGGGGAGAACCAAGUUGAUAAAGUGACUAGCUUUUGCAUUUUUCUGUCUUUGCACCUGCUCUUCUUCAUCAGCUUAUAAGAAGAUCAAGUGGGAAGCGAGCGACCCACCAUUAUGGUUGGUAGACGUCAUUUACCAGAAGAUAUAUUAGUGGAUAUUCUAUUGAGGUUGCCUGUGGAACCACUCUUGCGUUUCAGAUGUGUGUCCAAGCGUUGGUAUGCUCUCAUUAAAAGUCCGAGUUUCAUAGAAAAGCAUUUUCAUCACAAGAACAAUCGUGCCCGUCUCCUCAUUUGUAACUUAACAAUGUCAUUAGAUGAAGGAAUGUCCAUUGAUUUCUCCUUACUUCCCGACAAAAUAGUUCCAGAUGUUCACCCUGAACUAAAAAUUCUCCAUCAGCUUCGGAGGGUCACUGGUUUCAACUCCGUUGCUGGCCCAGUUGAUGGCCUAUUCUUACUGGAGAAAGUGGAGCCUAACCCUGAAGAUGAUAAUAGCUUGGCUUUGUGGAAUCCGGCCACCAGAGAGUUCUGGCCUCUGCCUCCUGUGACUUUUGAGCUUCAGCCAUUCAGAGAUCAGAAUUAUCAAUUUGCAUUAGGGUUUGACCCGUCGGCCCGGGAUUAUAAGGUUCUAUGGAUUCGACAAUUUUGGGAUGAUGUUUCCCCUAAUUGCUUGGUCAAUGUCUAUUCCUUACGCAACAACUCGUGGAAGAACCUGAAACCUGAAUUUCCUUACUGUUGUAGCUUACACAAUCCCAUUGGUGCCACACAUCUCAAUGGGGUAUAUUAUUGGCUCUCUGGGCGCCUAGACAACAAAAGCUGCCGCAUAUGCUCAUUUGACAUGUGCAGCGAACAAUUUGGGGAGAUGCAAGGACCAGUUUUUCCAAAUGCACAGUGGGGAAAGCUCAUGUUGCGCGGUGACUCACUUGCUCUCGUAGUUGGUGUUGACCCUUGUAAACCAACAUCCAUAUAUGAUGUGUGGGUAAUGAACCAACACGAGAGUAGUUGGACCAAAGUUCUUACUGUUCAACCUCUAAUAAAAGUUUCUCAUUUGCCUCGUGGAGUCGGGGAGGAUGAUAAGAUGAUUUUCCAAAUAGAUGAAACUUCACAACUGGUGCUAUAUGACCCUACAACAAGACAAAUUACAGAUCUUGGGUUUCAGCUGGACUUAAUCUAUGGUCGCUCUUGGGUUUCCAAUUACAAGGAGAGCCUAGUUCCAAUAAGGAGAGGAAAUGACAGCCAGGGCGAGGAUAAUGCAGUUGAGCAGAUUGAGCAGUUCUUCAAUAGGUUCGAAAAAGCAUACGGGCCUCGUGGUUGUUACUUGAAGAAUUAAAUAGCUUAUAAAGAACAUUCCAGACACAGGUUUGGUUGAAAUUCGAGGAAAAAGAAAGAGUACCUGAAGUUGAAGUUAAAAGAUGGUAUAUGUAAGUUGAACUUUUGUUCGGGCAUGCAUUUUAGUUGUGAAAUAAUUGAAGUUUGUAAGUGGAAAAAAGAAUCAGUGAAAAUUUGAUUCUCUCCAUGUUUUCAAACUUGAAAAACCAAACUUCAAGUUGAAGCGAGAAGCUGGAUACAAUGUAUAACCAAACAGUUAUUUGAAUUUAUUUUAAUGUCCACACGCCUAAGUAGUCUGCUAUUAAACUGGA
This is a messenger RNA of Lycium barbarum (goji berry), 2592 nucleotides long. Its product is annotated as F-box only protein 8-like. Gene Ontology annotation, molecular function: protein binding. The record is from RefSeq and is a predicted model, not a curated record. The transcript is spliced from 2 exons. Bases 1071 to 2282 code for a protein of 403 amino acids. NCBI's taxonomy places the organism in Eukaryota, Viridiplantae, Streptophyta, Magnoliopsida, Solanales, Solanaceae.